Hansenula anomala is the source of this 2769-nucleotide messenger RNA. It is a transcript of the gene APL3, whose product is annotated as Apl3p. Gene Ontology annotation, biological process: intracellular protein transport; clathrin-dependent endocytosis. Lineage: Eukaryota; Fungi; Ascomycota; Saccharomycetes; Phaffomycetales; Wickerhamomycetaceae. The record is from RefSeq and is a predicted model, not a curated record. The transcript is spliced from 2 exons. Gene Ontology annotation, molecular function: clathrin-cargo adaptor activity. Gene Ontology annotation, cellular component: AP-2 adaptor complex; membrane coat. Bases 1 to 2769 code for a protein of 922 amino acids.
AUGAAAGGUCUUCAACAGUUCAUUGCCGACUUAAGAACACUGAAUGCUAAAGAGGAACAAGAUAAACGUAUCAAAUCAGAGAUAGUCAAUAUUCAAAAACAAUUUAGCUCAGGGUCAAAGCUAACAGGCUAUCAAAGAAAGAAAUAUAUCUCAAAAUUGAUAUACAUAUACCUGACUUCAAGUUGCAACACGUCAAAUUUAGAUUUCCAGUUUGGACAUAACCAAAUACUGGAAUUAUUAUCUUCAAAAGUUUUUUCCGAGAAAUUUAUUGGCUAUUUAUCAAUAAGCUUGCUUAUAAGUAGUAAUAAUAAAUCAGAGUCUGAAGCUGAUUUUUUAAAUUUGAUAAUAAACUCAUUGAAGAAUGAUUUGAAUUCCCAUGAUAUAGAGGCUAAUUUGUUAGCAUUACAAUGCAUUGCAACUUUGGGAAAUGAGACAUGGGCAAACUUUUUAGCUGAAGAUGUUUUCCAAAUAUUAAGAUCCCCUACUUCAUCACCAUUAUUGAAGAAAAGAUCAUCAUUGGCUUUGUUGAAAUUAGUUAAAGCUAGCCCAGAAGUGUUGGCUAGACACAAUCCAUGGAUUCCAAGAAUAUUGGCUUUAUGUGAUGAUUCAGAUCUUGGUGUUGUUCUAUCAGUGUUACCGUUAAUCCAAUUCAUAGCCAAGGAAAUUGAUUUUGCGCAAGCUCAACAGAUAAUUCCAACAUUGGCUAAAAAACUAAACUUGUUAAUUAUGGAAUCAAAUAAUGUUCCUGAUGAUUAUUUUUUCGGUGAAAUUGCAAACCCAUGGUUGAUUGUUAGAAUAUGUGGGCUUUUGGAAACGUUGAUACCAGAUGUUCAACAUUUGAAUAUCGACUUGAACACUCUAAGAACUUUAAGAGCUUGUGUUUCCAAAACCAUUGAAUUCACCACCAAAAAGACAAAUGAUCUUGCAGUUAGAAAUGCACAUAAUUCUGUGUUAUUCUCAGUGAUUGGGCUAGCUAGUCAUUUAGAUCCUUCCCCUGAAGCAUUGUCUUCAUCCAUUGAUGCUAUUACUAAAUUGUUGGAUUCUAAUGAGACAAAUACAAGGUAUUUAGCAUUAAACUCAUUGAUCGCCUUGUGUUCUCAAGGAGGUGCGCUUUCAUUACAAACUUCAAGAAAACAUUUACUGAAACUAUUCCAUUUAUUAAGGGAUCAAGAUGUAUCAAUAUGCAGAAAGAGUUUAGAUUUGAUUUAUACAUUAACUGAUUCAGAAUCCAUUGAAUUUGUUGUCGAUGAAUUAUUGAAAACUUUGAAGGGUUCUGAUCAUGUUUUGAAAUCAGAGAUUGCUAUAAAAGUUUCAGUGCUUAGUGAAAAAUUUGCUAAAAACCCAUUAUGGUUUGUUACCACCAUGCUUGAAUUGAUUGAUCAUGUUGGGUUAACAUUGAAUGAAUCUAUUUGGGAAAGAGUUGUUCAAAUUGUGGUCAAUAAUGAAAAUUUACACAAGUUCACAUGUGCCGAAUUGAUGAGAUAUAUAAUGAAACCAAAUUUUGCAGAACCAACGGUUAAAAUUGCAGCUUAUCUAUUAGGAGAAUUCGGUUAUACAAUUAAAGAUGAAUUCCCAAUUCAUCAACAGUUUGAUAUUUUAUCCACUAUUUAUUUUUAUGUCUCAAAUUCAACUAGGGCAAUGCUAUUGACUACUUUUUUGAAAUUUCAAAAAGUUGAGAUUGAAGAGAAACAAUUGAAAUCAAAAUUAAUCAAAUUUUUGAGAAUUGAAAUAAAUUCAGUUGAUUCUGAAUUACAACAACGUGCAGUGGAAUAUUUGGCAAUGAUUCAAAAAUUAAAUUCAGAAAAGGGUAAAGUUUUAUUCAAUAUUGUAUUUGAUGAAUCCCCAGUUUUCAAUUCUAGACAAAAUCCAUUACUACUGAGACUUGGUAAUAGUACAGAAUUAAACAAGAGUGCGUUAGUGAAGAGUACAGAUAAUUUGACUCAAAAAUUAACCACAAAGGCCCCAAAUCCAUUUAAACAAAAUUCACCAGUCAAAAAAUCAGCUGGAGCUCCAUUAACACCUAAUUGGGAUAAAGGGUUUUAUAGAAUUUUUGAAUUCAAUCAAGGUGUUUUCUUUGAAAAUUCAUUAGUCAAGGUCAUUUUAAGAAUCAAUAAAAACAACAACAAGAAGGAUCUUUUAUCAUUUACAUUAACGUUCACCAACAAAUCCCCAAGACCCUUAAGUUCAUUCAUCACCACAUUAACCGAAUAUAAAACAGUGAAACCAAAUAUAAUUGUGAACUUGUUAGAAUUACCAGAUACAGAUAUUGACAUUGAUCAUAAAACUAGUUCCAUAAUUGAAGUUUUGUUGAGAUCUCCAUUUUCAAUGGAAGAUAUCCCAAAUUUAAGAAUUCAAUUCAAUUCAGGCGGUGGGUUUAAUAACAUCCGUUUAAAAUUACCAAUCUUUUUGACAAAAUACAUCACAUCAACUGCAUUACCAUUCCCACAAUUUUUACAACAUUGGAAGCAAAUUGAUUCUUUGGGAGAAAGUGGUGAAUCCAUUAAGCAAAUAUAUUCAGAUAGAGCUGGUGAUAAACAAUGGUUAUUAAGAUUUGUUGAAAAAUUAGGAUUUGCUAUAGUGGAACAGCAAAGUGAAUUAUUCAUUUUCGGUGCUGGUAUUUUACAUACAAGUUCUAGUGGUAAUUUUGGGACUUUAAUGAAAUUGAAAUUGAUUGAUCAAGGAACUUUUGAAAUUAGAAUUAGAGCUACAUCUCCAAAUCUUGGUGAAUUGAUUGCAAAUUCUAUUGUUAGUUAUUUUGAACAUUCAUGA